Molecule: messenger RNA, 2202 nt
Organism: Bathycoccus prasinos
Lineage: Eukaryota; Viridiplantae; Chlorophyta; Mamiellophyceae; Mamiellales; Bathycoccaceae
Product: transketolase
Exons: 3
Coding region: 1-2202 (733 amino acids)
Biological process (GO): pentose-phosphate shunt
Cellular component (GO): cytosol
Molecular function (GO): transketolase activity
Source: RefSeq, a predicted model, not a curated record
AUGUCUGCUAUUCAAUUUUCAUCCCGCGCUGCCGUUGCGCCGAAGAUUUCUUUGAAGAAAUCUUCGAAGGUUUCCGUGAGAACCGGCGUUCGCGCGCAAGCUGUCGCAGCGCGAAGGACAAACAAAGGGGAGAGGAACAUACCGCCGUACAAAAAAGGAGAAAUUCGGAGUAAUCAUCCCGCUCUUUGCGUGCGAUUCUUGGCGGCUGGUGUUUCCGCCGAUGCCAUCCAAGACUCGAUCAACUCCAUCCGAUUCUUGGCCAUCGAUGCCAUCAACAAGUCUAACUCUGGUCACCCAGGUUUGCCCAUGGGCUGCGCGCCGAUGGCGUACGUCUUGUACAGAGAAGCGAUGAACCACAACCCGAAGGACUUCACGUGGCCGAACAGAGACAGAUUUGUCUUGUCUGCCGGUCACGGUUGCAUGUUGCAAUACUCUUUGAUGCACUUGACUGGCUACCCGUCCGUCACGCACGACGACUUGAAGAACUUCAGACAAUGGGACUCCAUGACCCCGGGUCACCCGGAAAACUUUGUUACGGACGGUAUCGAAGUCACCACUGGUCCGCUCGGUAUGGGUUUUUGCAACGCCGUUGGUUUGGCGUUGUGCGAAAAGCACUUGGCGGCGAGAUUCAACAAGCCGGAUGCCACUUUGGUUGACCACUACACGUACUCCAUCAUGGGCGACGGUUGCAACAUGGAAGGUAUGUCUGGCGAAGCUGCGUCUUUGGCCGGUCACUGGGGCCUUGGCAAGUUGAUCGUCUUCUACGAUGACAACAAGAUCUCCAUCGAUGGUCACACCGACAUCUCCUUCACGGAGGAUGUCUCCGCGAGAUACGAUGCGUACGGCUGGCACACGCAACACGUCGUUGACGGUAACACCGACAUCGAUGCGAUUCGCAAGGCGAUUGAAGCCGCGAAGAAGGACCCGAGACCGUCUUUGAUCAAGGUUUCCACCUUGAUCGGUUACGGUUCACCGAACAAGGCCGACACUCACGAUGUGCACGGCGCUCCGUUGGGCAAGGACGAAACCGAAGCCACGCGUAAGAACUUGAACUGGAAGUACGGUGAAUUUGAAAUCCCAGAAGCCGUUCAAAAGGCCAUGGACUGCAGCGCCAAGGGUGCGGAAUUGCAAGCCGAAUGGAAGAAGGUCGAGUCCGCGUACGCUUCCAAGUACCCGGAAGACUACGCUGAGUACCAAUCCAUCACCACCGGUAAGUUGCCGGCUGGCUGGGCUGACUCUUUGCCGUCGUUCACGCCGGAAGACAAGGGCGUCGCGACCAGAAUUCACUCCCAAACUGCCUUGAACGCUUUGGGUGGUGCCAUUCCGGGCUUUGUUGGCGGUUCCGCCGAUCUUGCUCCGUCCAACAUGACCUUGAUGAAGCAAUUUGGUGACUUCCAAAAGGACACGCCGGCGGAACGCAAUAUCAGAUAUGGCGUCCGUGAACACGGUAUGGCGGCUAUCGCCAACGGUAUUGCGUUGUACGCGCCGGGUUUCAUCUCCUAUUGCGCGACCUUCUUUAUCUUCUCCGAUUACUGCAGAUCCGCGAUGAGAGUCGCCGCCUUGUCUGGCGCCGGCACCAUCUACGUCAUGACCCACGAUUCCAUUGGCGUCGGGGAAGACGGACCGACUCACCAGCCGAUUGAGCACUUGGCCUCUUACAGAGCCAUGCCGGGUAUGCUUAUGAUGCGUCCGGCCGAUGGUAACGAAACCAUGGGUGCGUACAAGAUCGCCGUUGAAGGUGCCGCCAACAAGAGACCGACGACUUUGGCCUUGUCCAGACAAGUUGUUCCGAACUUGGCGGGUACCACGAAAGAAGGCGUCGCAAAGGGUGCGUACGUCGUCCAAGGUGAAGCCGCCGGUAAACCGGUUGACUGCGUCUUGAUGGGUACGGGUACUGAAUUGGAGUUGGCGUGCAUUGCUGGCGAGAAGCUCGCCGCGGAAGGCAAGAAGGUUCGUGUCGUCUCCAUGCCGUGCUGGGAAUUGUUCGAAGAACAAGGUGAUGCGUACAGAGAGUCGCUCAUCCCGUCCGACUGCAAGUGCAGAGUCUCCAUCGAAGCUGCCUCCACCUUUGGCUGGGCUAAAUACGCGGUCAAAUCCAUCGGCAGAGAUGGCUUCGGCGCCUCCGCCCCGGCCCCGACUAUCUACAAAGAGUUCGGCAUCACCGCCGAUGCGAUGGUUGCCGCGGCGAAGUCCUUGAUGUAA